AUGGCCGAUCAAAAUCAGUAUUCAUCAACCAUAACCAAAUUCACCACCCAACUCCACCUCUCCCAAGAUCUCCGAUCCCGUUAUGGUUCAUUCCAGAAUCCCUCCACAAGACAAUUCACAUACGGAAACUACACAAACAAUGGAUUCGCAAUCACAAACCCCUCCCCUGUUUUCAUCCAAGCCCCAUCAGAAAAAGGCUUCGCCGGAUUCGCCAUCGACUUCCUCAUGGGCGGCGUUUCCGCCGCCGUUUCCAAAACCGCCGCCGCCCCAAUCGAACGUGUCAAACUCCUGAUCCAAAACCAAGACGAAAUGAUCAAAACCGGGCGUCUUUCUGAACCCUACAAAGGAAUCGGAGAAUGCUUUUCAAGAACAAUCAAUGAAGAAGGAUUCGGUUCUUUAUGGAGAGGAAACACAGCUAAUGUCAUUCGUUAUUUCCCUACUCAAGCACUUAACUUUGCUUUUAAAGACUACUUCAAGAGGCUGUUUAACUUCAAGAAAGAUCGCGAUGGGUACUGGAAGUGGUUCGCCGGAAACCUUGGGUCUGGUGGUGCCGCCGGUGCCUCCUCCUUGUUGUUUGUCUACUCUUUGGAUUAUGCGAGGACUCGUUUGGCUAAUGAUGCGAAGGCUGCUAAGAAGGGUGGAGAGAGACAGUUUAAUGGGUUGGUGGAUGUUUACAAGAAGACUUUGGCUUCGGAUGGAAUUGCUGGGUUAUAUCGUGGGUUUAAUAUUUCGUGUGUUGGAAUCAUUGUUUAUCGUGGGUUGUACUUCGGAAUGUAUGAUUCCUUGAAACCGGUUCUUUUGACUGGAAAUUUGCAGGAUAGUUUCUUUGCUAGUUUUGGUCUCGGAUGGCUGAUCACUAAUGGUGCUGGACUCGCAUCAUAUCCAAUUGACACAGUGAGAAGAAGAAUGAUGAUGACGUCAGGUGAAGCUGUCAAGUACAAAAGCUCUCUGGACGCUUUCACUCAAAUCCUGAAAAAUGAAGGCGCCAAGUCACUCUUCAAGGGUGCUGGUGCCAACAUUUUACGUGCGGUGGCUGGUGCUGGUGUUCUUGCUGGGUAUGACAAACUUCAGGUUGUUGUGUUCGGAAAGAAGUAUGGUUCCGGUGGUGCUUAA
Messenger RNA from Lactuca virosa, 1113 nucleotides. NCBI's taxonomy places the organism in Eukaryota, Viridiplantae, Streptophyta, Magnoliopsida, Asterales, Asteraceae. The record is from the annotation of a GenBank genome assembly.